Arachis stenosperma is the source of this 702-nucleotide messenger RNA. RefSeq lists its product as uncharacterized. Bases 1 to 702 code for a protein of 233 amino acids. The record is from RefSeq and is a predicted model, not a curated record. The transcript has 3 exons. NCBI's taxonomy places the organism in Eukaryota, Viridiplantae, Streptophyta, Magnoliopsida, Fabales, Fabaceae.
AUGGGAUUCGGCCAAAGAUGGAGGAAUUGGGUGAAGGAGUGUGUCAGUACGGCCACUAUGUCGGUCUUGGUGAAUGGGUCCCCAUCAAAGUCGUUCAAAAUGGAGAGGGGCCUAAGACAAGGAGAUCCUCUCUCACCUCUUCUGUUUGUGCUUGUGGUCGAUGUUUUACAUAAGAUGUUGGGAGAAGCUGUUAGGAAUGGGUGCAUUGCUCCGCUGCUGGUCGAGAGAGAUCGUAUUGAACUGUCGCAUUUCCGAUUUGUAGAUGAUACUAUUUUGUUUUGUCCUCUGGAGACAGAGACAAUUGAGUGGGUAGAUCACGUGUGUGACCUUCUGGGGUGCAAGCAAGUUGUCUUACCUAUUAGAUACCUCGGGAUUUCUUUAGGAGCAAAUCUGCGCUUGGUGAAGACUUGGAAACUGAUCAUAGAUAAGAUGCCAAAGGCGGUAGCUGACAAAUUGAUUGCAUUACAGAAGAGAUUUAUGUUGUGUAAGGAGGACGCUAACUAUGGUAUACCUCUUGUUAAGUGGGAGGUGGUUCAGGCACUAAAAAAGGCUGGGGGUUUGAGAGUCGGGGAUGCAGUACUCAUGAAGACAGCUCUUCUGUUAAAGUGGUGGUGGCGGUUUUCAAAGGAACAGUGUCCGUUGUGGAAGAAGAUUGUUUUCUCUUGUAACAAUUUGAACCCUAAUGUGAUGCUAGCGAAUUAG